Molecule: messenger RNA, 2661 nt
Organism: Pungitius pungitius (ninespine stickleback)
Lineage: Eukaryota; Metazoa; Chordata; Actinopteri; Perciformes; Gasterosteidae
Gene: hsp90aa1.2
Product: heat shock protein 90, alpha (cytosolic), class A member 1, tandem duplicate 2
Exons: 11
Coding region: 160-2349 (729 amino acids)
Biological process (GO): protein folding; cellular response to heat; protein stabilization
Cellular component (GO): nucleus; cytosol; myelin sheath
Molecular function (GO): disordered domain specific binding; ATP hydrolysis activity; ATP binding
Source: RefSeq, a predicted model, not a curated record
CAACAUUCCAGAUGGUUCUGGAAGGCUCACGAGGCUCGCGUCAGGGUAGAAAAGCCGCACAGCUGACCCGCUCACCACUAAACGUUUACCGGGUAGACCACGACUCUUGCGACCUCUACGGCUUCUCCCUCUGGGGCUCUCUUUAAGCUCAGGACCAAGAUGCCGGAAUUAACCGACCAACCGAUGGAGGAGGAGGCUGAGACCUUUGCCUUCCAGGCUGAGAUCGCUCAGCUGAUGUCCUUGAUCAUCAACACCUUCUACUCCAACAAAGAGAUCUUCCUUCGAGAGCUGAUCUCCAACUCCUCAGAUGCCCUGGACAAAAUCCGCUACGAGAGUCUCACUGACCCCACUAAGAUGGAUAGUGGCAAAGAGCUCAAAAUUGAACUAAUUCCCAACAAAGAGGAACGCACCCUGACCCUGGUUGACACCGGUAUUGGCAUGACCAAGGCCGACCUGAUCAACAAUCUCGGCACAAUCGCCAAGUCGGGCACCAAGGCCUUCAUGGAGGCCCUGCAGGCUGGAGCCGACAUCUCCAUGAUCGGUCAGUUCGGUGUGGGCUUCUACUCGGCCUACUUGGUGGCAGAAAGGGUGACGGUGAUAACCAAGCACAACGAUGACGAGCAGUACAUUUGGGAGUCCGCGGCUGGAGGCUCAUUCACAGUUAAGGUGGACAACUCCGAGUCUAUUGGGCGUGGCACCAAAGUGAUCCUGCACUUGAAGGAAGACCAGAUCGAAUACAUUGAGGAGCGAAGAAUUAAAGAGAUUGUGAAAAAGCAUUCGCAGUUUAUUGGCUAUCCCAUCACACUCUUUGUGGAGAAAGAACGUGACAAGGAGGUGAGUGAUGACGAGGGCGAGGAGGAGGAGGAGGUGGAGAAGAAGGAGAAAGAUGAUGAUGAAGACGAGGACAAGCCUGAGAUUGAGGAUGUUGGUUCGGAUGAGGAGCACGACCACGACAAAUGUACAGACAAAAAGAAAAAGAAGAAGAUCAAGGAGAAGUACAUUGACCAGGAAGAGCUGAACAAGACCAAACCCCUGUGGACCCGUAACCCAGACGACAUCACCAACGAGGAGUACGGAGAGUUCUACAAGAGUCUCACCAACGACUGGGAGGACCACCUGGCUGUCAAGCACUUUUCAGUGGAGGGUCAGCUAGAAUUCCGCGCCCUGCUCUUUGUGCCUCGUCGCGCUCCCUUCGACCUCUUUGAGAACAAGAAAAAAAAGAACAACAUCAAGCUGUAUGUGCGCAGGGUCUUCAUCAUGGACAACUGCGACGAGCUCAUCCCAGAGUACCUCAAUUUCAUCAAGGGUGUGGUGGACUCUGAGGAUCUGCCCCUGAACAUCUCCAGGGAGAUGCUCCAGCAGAGCAAGAUCCUGAAAGUAAUCCGCAAGAACCUGGUCAAGAAAUGCCUGGAACUCUUCACAGAGCUGGCCGAGGACACAGACAACUACAAAAAGUACUACGAGCAGUUCUCCAAAAACAUCAAGCUUGGCAUCCACGAGGAUAGUCAAAACAAAAAGCGUCUGUCUGAGCUGCUGCGAUACUACACAUCAGCUUCUGGAGAUGAGUUGGUGUCCCUGAAGGACUACGUGACGCGCAUGAAGGACAACCAGAAGCACAUUUACUACAUCACUGGUGAGACCAAAGACCAGGUGGCCAACUCUGCAUUUGUGGAGCGCCUCCGCAAAGCCGGCCUUGAGGUCAUCUACAUGAUCGAGCCCAUCGACGAGUACUGCGUCCAGCAGUUGAAGGAGUUUGAGGGCAAGAAUCUGGUCUCUGUGACUAAGGAGGGCCUGGAGCUGCCUGAGGACGACGACGAGAAGAAGAGGCAGGAGGAGAAGAAGGCUCAGUUUGAGAACUUGUGCAAGAUAGUAAAAGACAUCUUGGAGAAGAAGGUGGAGAAGGUCACUGUCUCCAACCGCCUGGUCUCCUCCCCCUGCUGCAUCGUCACCAGCACCUACGGCUGGACCGCCAACAUGGAGAGGAUCAUGAAGGCCCAGGCCCUGAGAGACAACUCCACCAUGGGCUACAUGGCGGCUAAAAAGCACCUUGAGAUCAACCCUGACCACCCAAUCAUGGAGACCCUGAGGCAGAAGGCCGAGGCGGACAAGAAUGACAAGUCUGUAAAGGACCUGGUGAUCCUGCUGUAUGAGACUGCUUUGCUCUCCUCGGGGUUCAGCCUGGAGGACCCUCAGACCCACUCCAACCGCAUCUGCAGAAUGAUCAAGCUCGGUCUUGGUAUUGAUGAAGAUGAUCUGACACCAGAGGAAGUCAACUGCGUUCCCACUGAGGAGAUGCCCCCUCUUGAAGGUGAUGACGACGACACAUCCCGGAUGGAGGAGGUGGACUAGGCCCGUUGGUACAGCCUGCUGCUGCUUAGAAGUUGUGUUGUAUAGGAAUUUAAAGUUUAAUGUUGUAAAUGACCCUGCCCUCAACCUCUUUUUGAACAAUUCAUUAUUUUGCUUUGCCCAUAUGCAUCUGAUUCAUUCCUUUUUAGACUUACAUUUUCUAAGUUGUUCCUUUUUGUAACUUAAGUUUUAUAAAUGCAUUUGUUUUGUAUUUAUCGUCAUUCCAAUGUUCUUUGUGUUGUAACUGUAAAUACUUGAAUUGAUACGGUUAUUUCAAAUGGGUGGAGCCCAAAAAUAAAGUUAUAUCUAGUUGAA